Lactuca saligna is the source of this 2889-nucleotide messenger RNA. The record is from the annotation of a GenBank genome assembly. NCBI's taxonomy places the organism in Eukaryota, Viridiplantae, Streptophyta, Magnoliopsida, Asterales, Asteraceae.
AUGAGGGCACAGUGGAUCUGUAGCUUUUUCUUUGCCUUCUUUCUCAUCUUCUCAUCCAACACAGAUUUUCAUAGUUGCUCACAAAAAACUAAUCCACCCGUUCUUCCUAAUCCGUACUUCCGCAUUCCUUCCCCCCUCAUGCCUGUUAGUGGCCCUGUUAUAUAUGUACGUUAUCCACCCAAUACUCUUCAACCGUUACCUAAAGCAAAUCUUUCAACCACAUGGACCAACGAUGAGUCUUCUAUCCCUUCCAUUAACUUCACAGAUGGCUCAAGGAUCAGAGUCAUCCUUGAUAAAGAAAAAUUCGCUUGUGGCUUCUUCUGUAACGGAAACUGCACAUCUUACCUCUUCGCCAUUGUCAUCAAGAUAUCUUACUCUCCUGGUUAUAUUUUUGGCACAAAAGGCAAUCCAACAGUCAUUUGGUCACCCAACCGAGACAAUUCAGUCAAGGAAGGUGCAAUACUGAAUCUCACUGCAGCUGGAGAAUUGGCGUUACAUGAUGUGGAUGGAAGCAUAGUUUGGACUACAAACACUGUAGGGAAAUCUACUGCUGGCAUGAACCUAACUGAUGAAGGAAAUCUGAUGUUGUUUGAUGGCGAUAACUCCAUGGUUUGGCAAUCUUUUGAUCACCCAACAGACUGUUUGGUAGCUGGACAAAAACUAUUGCAAGGACAGAAGCUGAUACCUAGUGUUUCCUCAACCAAUUGGAUGGCUCAAAAAGAUUCUUACUAUCUUCAACUCACUGAUAACGGUCUGUUUGCUUAUGUCGAAUCAAACCCACCUCAAAUCUAUUACAAACGCUUGAUAAAUGUCACAAAUACAAAUAAAGAAAGGAUUUAUGCUGAGCUCUUAAACGGGAGUUUGUGUUUCUUCAAUUCUUCUACUAAGCUUGAUAGUAUUGAUAUACCCCAAGAAAUCCCACUUGAAUAUACAAAACUAAUGCCAGAUGGGCACUUGAAAGCCUUUGGAGGGGAGAUGGUGGCUGAUUUGCUAACUGAAUAUGAUUUUGGAGAUUGUUCUUAUCCGUUGGCUUGUGGGAGAAAUGGCAUUUGCUGGGGUGAUGUACAAUGUAGUUGUCCGAAGUCAUCAAGCUCUCCGGUGACAGAAUAUUUUAGAGCAGUGGAUAACAGCCAACCAAACAAGGGUUGCUCUCAAGUUACUCCUCUCACAUGUAAUGCUACACAAGAUCAACAUUUCAUUGAACUCAAGAACAUCAAGUACUUCACCUAUACAGCUAACAUGGAGCAUGUGGAUAUGGAGACUUGUAAACAAGCGUGUCUGAACAACUGCUCAUGCAAAGCAGCUAUAUUCGAGUACUUCGGUUCGAAUUCUUCAAGUGGGUAUUGUGAUUUACCUUCUGAGCUUUUUACUAUGACCAACUUUGAUGUAGAUGCAAACAAUCAAGUCCAUGCUUCCGCUUUUAUAAAAGUCCAGAAUGGAAGAUAUAAAUCACCAAAGAGAAAAAAUCAUGUUACGACGAUUCUAGGUUCCAUAGUUGGAAGUUUGGUGCUUCUUGUCGUUGUGGUUGUAGUUAUUACUAAGUUCAUAGGCCAAAAGGAAGAGGUGGAUGGUGAAAUGGAAGAAGAGUAUCUGGAUAAAGUUCCAGGAAUGCCUACUCGGUUUUCCUAUGAAGAACUAAAAACAGCCACAGAAAAUUUCAGCAAAAAGCUUGGUGAAGGAGGAUUUGGAUCCGUUUUCGAAGGUUCUCUCGAAGUUGACUCAAAGAUUGCAGUAAAAUGUCUUCAUGGUCUUGGUCUCAUGCAGGUAGACUGGAAUGAGGUUAGGAAAUCAUUCAUGGCAGAGGUUGAGUCCAUUGGCAGCAUUCACCAUGUGAAUCUAGUUCAACUUAGAGGAUUUUGUGCUUGGAAAUCAGAGCGGUUUCUCGUCUAUGAAUUCAUGAGUAAUGGAUCACUAGAUGGAUGGAUCUACAAUGGAGACAGAAAGAACGUACUCAAGUGGGAAUGCAGAAAGAAGAUUAUUCUUGAUAUUGCUAAAGGUUUAGCAUAUCUUCAUGAAGAAUGUCGGCAAAAAAUCAUUCACCUCGAUAUUAAACCUCAAAACAUACUCCUAGACAGCGAUUUCAAUGCAAAAGUAUCCGAUUUUGGGUUGUCUAAGCUCAUGGAUAGAAAUCAAAGCUGCCAAGUGAUGAGCACAGUGAGAGGAACUUUUGGCUAUAUGGCUCCAGAAUGCUUCGACUCAAUUAUCACCGAAAAGGCAGAUGUAUAUAGCUUUGGGAUCGUUCUUUUGGAGAUCUUAUGUGGGAGGAAAAAUCUCGAUAUAUCUCAGCCAAAAGAAAGUCAACACUUGCUGGGUAUCUUUCAAAGGUGUUGGGAACAAGGGACUUUGUUACAUAUAGUUGACAGAUUGAUUAUACGAAAAGGCCCUCAAUGUCAUCGGUGGUUAAGAGGGAGUGAGGGUAGUCAUUCACAAAAUCAGAAAGAGGAUGAGGAGGAAUCAAAGUCUUCAAUCAGAGUUCAUGAUUCAUAUGAUGACAAUACGAGUGAGCAAACUCCAAAUGUUACCACCGUCCCUGUUACUAUUUCUAGGAGCGAUGAUGAAUUUGAAUGUGAAGAGCAACCCUUAGUUCGUCGUAUGAGGGGUAUGGAUCUAAUUACUUCUGCAACGCUUAUGGUUGGUUUGUCUUGUGGCAAGGGUAGUAGUGAUAGAAUUAUGAAGAGGUCACGUUCCUUACAUCUUGGUGAUUUUCGAUGCUUUUCUGAUAGCCUUGGUGUGGGCCAGCCUUCCAUUUUCAUCGCUCAACUAAAAGAGAAAAUCCCCCCUCGUGAUGCUAAUGUCCCUCAUCCCUCUAGUCCUAUCUUUGUUCCAUCUUGGGAAUACAUAAAGGAUCAAUGCUUAAUGGAGCGCAAGGUAUCUAUGUCAUUAAUUUAA